CGCGCGACGUUAUACUUGCGUUUCAAAAUGGCGGCUAAAGCAUGGUUCAAUAUUUCUUCCUAGAAUAGAGGCACACUGUUUUAUCCACAACUACGGGCAUGUCUACUAUUAGUAAACGGGAAUUAGAAGAACUCAAGCCAUGGAUCGAGGACAAAGUUCGCAAACGCCUUGGUUUCAGCGAGAAGUCUGUUGUAAGCGCUGCUCUGUAUUGUGUGUCCAAAAACUUGGACAAACGCUCGUCACGAGAGCAACUCGCCUCGCUCCUUGAUGACUUAGCGCCUCAGUUUGUGGAUGAUUUGUUUGAUAAAGUCGAAAGCAUAAGAAUUUCUAAACACUCUGGUCCCCAAAAGGGAUCUCAGAGUAAAAAGCGGACGUUAGAAGAUGUCUUUGGUGAUGAUAACGCAGACGAGAAGCCUGCGGAGUCUAAAGUCAAACGUAAACAGAGUCGAUUCGACGCUCUGAAAGACGAUGACGAACCCCUCCCCCCUGCCAUUCCAGAACCAAUGGACGGUCCUACUCAUCUUAAUAGCUCUCAGGUGUCGGAAAUGUUGGCGAAUAUGAAGAAGCAGAUUGAAGAGAGGAAGAGACAGCUUCAGGUGCUUCAGCAAGUGCGACCUGCUGUGCCAGUGGCUGGAGGAGCUCCUGUCCCUGUCAUGGGGCCUUCAGCCCCGCCCAGCAUGAUGGAGCAGCAGAGACUUAUGAACGACGCCAUCGAGAAGGCACGCAAAGCUGCAGAACUCCAGAAAAAGAUUCAAGAACAACUGGCAAGCAAGCCGAACCUGUUUUCUGGCGGGUCAAUUUCAAGUGCUGGUAGUACCUUAGUGAAAUCUGGGCUGAUCAACCUUGAGCACUCACUCAAAGACCAGAAGCCGAGCCCGCUGAUCCUGGACUCAACAGGACGGACAGUAGACGCCACAGGAAAAGCCGUCCAGCUCUCAAGCCGAAUGCCUACACUCAAGGCCAAUAUCAGGGCCAAGAAACGAGAACAGUUUAAAGUCGAGAAACCCUCAGAGGACCUCACUGAGAGAAGUUACUUUGACCCUCGAGUGACUGUUCCUGCAGCAGUUCGUCCAAAGAGAACAUUUAAAUUUCAUGAAAAGGGGAAGUUCCAACAAGUGGCACAAAGAAUCCGUACAAAGACCCAACUGGAAAAGUUGCAGAAGCAAAUAGCAGCUGUCGCUAAAAAGACAGGCAUUUCAUCUGCAACAAAACUGGCCCUGAUCGCCCCAAACAAAGAUGUUGAAGAAAAGCACAUCCCAGAUAUUGAAUGGUGGGAUCGUGUGAUCAUCCCAGAUGGGAAAUACAGCGACAACUACCCAUCUCUAAAUGGAAUUACAGCAUUGGUUGAGCAUCCUGUGCAAAAACAUCCUCCAGCUGAACCAAAAGAACCACCUACAGUACCCAUCAUGUUAACUAGCAAAGAGAGAAAGAAAAUGAGAACACAGAGACGAAGAGAAGUGGAGAAAGAAAGAACCGAGAAAAUCAGGCUAGGCCUUGAACCACCACCCCCUCCUAAAGUGAAAAUCUCCAACUUGAUGCGUGUUCUCGGUAAUGAGGCUGUUCAAGAUCCGACAAAAGUCGAGGCUCAUGUCCGCGCACAGAUGGCACAAAGGCAAAAGGCCCACGAAGCAGCAAAUGCAGCUCGCAAGCUAACUCCUGAAGCUCGACGUGACAAGAAUGUCAAGAAGUUAAAGGAGGACACAUCACUGGGUGUCCAUGUGGCCGUGUUCAGGGUGGAUGAUCUACAUGAUCCUCAGCGCAAAUACAAAGUGGACAUCAAUGCUCAGCAGUUAUACCUAACAGGUUGUGUGAUGGUAUUCAAGGAGAUGUACCUUGUGGUGGUGGAAGGUGGCCCUAAAGCAGUCAAGAAGUUCAAGCGUCUUAUGCUGCACCGGAUAAAAUGGGCAGAAGAACGAAAACAGAGACAUCGAGACAAUGAUGACGAGGACAGGCGACCUAACCAGUGUGCAUUAGUCUGGGAGGGAACUAAUAGAGAGCGCAGCUUUAGCGACUGGAAAUUCAAGCAAUGCCCGUCCGAGUCUUUUGCUCGUGAGCAUCUCAAAAAGUACGGAGUUGAACAUUAUUGGGACCUAGCACGAAGAGAAUCUCUGCUUGAAGGGACGGAGGAUUAAGCCAAUCGGAACCUAGCUUGACCUUGAAGGGAUGGAGGAUUAAGCCAAUCGGAACCGAGCUUGACCUUGAAGGGACGGAGGAUUAAGCCAAUCGGAACCGAGCUUGACCUUGAAGGGACGGAGGAUUAAGCCAAUCGGAACCGAGAUUGACCUUGAAGGGACAGAGGAUUAAGCCAAUCGGAACCGAGCUUGACCUUGAAGGGACAGAGGAUUAAGCCAAUCGGAACCGAGCUUGACUGUUACGUGUACCAAAAUCAAAUGGGAGGAUAGUUACGAGAGAGAAGGGACAGCCUGUCUCAAGUGUGAUGGGGAGUUGGCAUUACAAUAACCCUGGCAUUACAAUAACCCUGGCAUUACAAUAACCCUGGCAUUACAAUAACCCUGGCAUUACAAUAACCCUGGCGUUAAAAUAACCCUGGCGUUAAAAUAACCCUGGCGUUAAAAUAACCCUGGCAUUACAAUAACCCUGGCAUUACAAUAACCCUGGCAUUACAAUAACCCUGGCAUUACAAUAACCCUGGCAUUACAAUAACCCUGGCAUACGACGAACAAAGUCCAAACCUUUCUUGUUCCUUUUCCUUGUUCCGCCAAUCACGGGUGUUAGACAUUAAGACUGUGUUUGGAAAAAGAGCAUAAAACUUUAGAGACUGUUUCCAAUCAUUAUUUAUUCUUUUUAGAAGAGUGAAUAGUCCAUUCUGUUCGUUCAGUAAAGGAGAAAAAGUUUAGGCCGGGAUUGACGGAACAGUAUUUGCGAUUUAAACAGUCUCGUAAAGCAAACGGCGGUAAGAGAGCCGCUUCUAGGGGGGUACAAUGAAUGAUACUAGAAACAUGGUCAUUUGGUAACCGCUGGGCUUAAAAUGGGACAGAACUGAUCCCGCUACAGUGCCCAGGCCUCCUCACCAUUGAAACAAUGAUUAUUCCAUGUCAUAAUUCUCUGUGACACGUACACCAAACAUUCUUUUAGCAAUAAAAUGCAAUAUUUGUGA
Messenger RNA from Nematostella vectensis (starlet sea anemone), 3118 nucleotides. Its product is annotated as U4/U6 small nuclear ribonucleoprotein Prp3. Gene Ontology annotation, cellular component: U4/U6 x U5 tri-snRNP complex. NCBI's taxonomy places the organism in Eukaryota, Metazoa, Cnidaria, Anthozoa, Actiniaria, Edwardsiidae. The coding region runs from base 99 to 2132 and encodes 677 amino acids. The transcript has 10 exons. The record is from RefSeq and is a predicted model, not a curated record. Gene Ontology annotation, biological process: mRNA splicing, via spliceosome.